AUUAUUAACAAUUAAAAUUAUUAUUAUUUGUAAUGUCAAGAUUUUCUGAAUACUUGGAAACUAGCACUUUGGUCUUGGAACAACAAAAGUUUGAAAGCGACGAAAAAAAUACCUUAGAACUUACUAGAGAAGUAUCUCAGAGAUCAUCUAUAACAGUAAUCCAGCUACUAUCAUAUAUAAUAGUCAGUCUAGCUUUGUUGACUGGUGGGCUAAACAAAAGUCUAAAAUUGCAAAAUUGUAUACUUGAUUAUAAUAAAACAACAACAACAACAACAACAUUCGUAUACAUACAUCCUACAUAUUUAUUAGUCGCAAUCCUUUCGUUUUUUUUCUUCUUCUUCUAAUGAAGGCUAUUCAAUCUCGU
This is a messenger RNA of Cokeromyces recurvatus, 364 nucleotides long. RefSeq lists its product as uncharacterized. Bases 33 to 344 code for a protein of 103 amino acids. The record is from RefSeq and is a predicted model, not a curated record. Lineage: Eukaryota; Fungi; Mucoromycota; Mucoromycetes; Mucorales; Mucoraceae. The transcript is spliced from 2 exons.